This is a messenger RNA of Elaeis guineensis (African oil palm), 3108 nucleotides long. Its product is annotated as protein NPGR1. Gene Ontology annotation, molecular function: protein binding. Lineage: Eukaryota; Viridiplantae; Streptophyta; Magnoliopsida; Arecales; Arecaceae. The record is from RefSeq and is a predicted model, not a curated record.
UCUCUCUCUCUCUCCGAAGUUUCUUGGGGAUUUCAGAGGUGGGACUGCCGGGGUGUUUGGUAUUGUGUUUGAGUUGCUUCUUCAAAAUAGUUGAUCUUUAGGGUAUUGGAUGUAAUGAUGAGCAAGGAAUGAAGGUGCUUACAGUGGUUUGUUUUUUUUUUCAAAAAAAUAGGGAAUGGGUUGAAACUUUAAAGGUGCUCUAGCAUCCACUUUUGAUUUGAAAGGGGAUCUCCUAAAGGAACCACCAGAAGAUGAUGAUCUUAUCAGGUUGGUAGUGGUUUAUUUGUAGAUUGUCUCCUAAACACCGAAACAAGGAAGCUGAGCAAAUUCUUCAAAAAGAAUCUAUAAACUAGUAUAUAGGCUACUCUGUUGAUGGAAUUGUUGAUCAGAGAGCAUAGGAGUUAUUAGCAGCUGAUCACUGAAUGAGCUGAACCGCAUUGAGGAACGAAGCUGUCACCAUGCUGUGCACUUGCUCAGGACAGCAGUUCCAGCUUGAAGAGAAUGAGAUGCCUCAGUCACCGGAAUCUCUUGCAACGAGGGACUUCUCUGUCAGUGGCCUCUCAUCGAAAACAGGAGAUUGGGAUUCAAAGUUUGAUGAUAGCCAAGUAGAUGAUGUAGAAUCUACACUAAAAGAGACUCUAUCAUUGAAUUACGAGGAAGCACGGGCAUUAUUAGGUCGAUUGGAGUACCAGAGAGGAAAUUGUGAUGCAGCAUUGCAAGUGUUUCAAGGAAUUGAUAUUCGUGGCUUGAGGCCAAGGAUGAUUAAAGCUAUUGCUGAAAGAACUCAGCAUAGAAAGAAUCGUCCCAAAGGAGAAAACUUGCAGGUGAAUCUAAUGUCGAUGCAUUCAGUUAGUCUUCUUCUCGAAGCAAUAUUUCUUAAAUCCAAGUCUUUGGAGCAGCUUGGUCGACAUAAAGAUGCUGCACUGGAAUGCAAAAAUAUCCUGGACAUUAUCGAAUCUGCAUGGCCUGAUGGUAUGCCGGAGGGAGUAAGAGGUGAGUCUAAACUGAAGGAAAUGUUUCACAAAGCACUGGAAUUGCUUCCUAAGCUUUGGAAACAGGCUGGUUUUCUUGAGGAAGCUAUUUCUGCAUAUCGCCGUGCUCUUGUUAGGCACUGGAGUUUAGAUCUGAAAAGGUGGGCUAGCUUACAGAAAGACUUGGCAACAGUUUUACUAUAUGGUGGUGCUGAAGUACCCCUGCCUCAACAAUUUCAACAAGUUUGGGGACAUAUGACACCUACAAGUAACAUAGAGGAAGCAAUACUGUUGUUGCUGAUACUCAUGAGAAAGGUAGCCUUCCAGGAAAUAAAUUGGGAUGCUGAGAUCAUGGAUCAUCUUAUUUAUGCACUUUCACUAUCUGGACAAUUUGAACUUUUGGCAGGUCAUGUAGAACAAGUGUUGCCAGGUAUCUAUAGUAGAGGUGAAAGAUGGUAUCUUCUUGCACUUUGUUACAGUGCUGCGGGACUAGAUGAUGUUGCAUUGAACAUUUUAAAAAAGGGUUUGGGUCAUUCAGAAAGGAAGCACAAACCGCAUCUGCCAUCACUUUUAUUAGGAGCAAAGUUGUGUUAUAAAAAUCCAUAUCAUGCUUGUGAAGGGACAAACUUUGCAAUGAAGGCAAUUGAAUUUACUAAUAAUCAAGAAAAGCAUUUAAGGGGUGUUGCUAGCCACUUGCUUGGUGUUUACUAUGGAUAUUGUGCUCAGUCUUCCAUCUCUGAUUCACAAAGACUGAGGUUACAAAGUGAAUCUCUGAAGUCAUUACACCAUGCGGCAACUAUUGAGAAAGAUGAUCCUGAGGUCAUAUAUAGCCUUGGGAGGGAGAAUGCAAUACAACGAAAUCUUAACACAGCUGUUGAAAGUGCAAUAAAGUAUCUGGAUAUGGUGGGUGGGAGCUCAGUGAGUGGCUGGAAACUAUUAGCUCUGGUAGUAUCUGCAGAGCAGAACUUCAAGGAUGCUGAAGCAAUAGUUGAUCUUGCUAUAGAUGAGACUGGAAAAGUGGAUCAUUUGGAUUUUCUACGGUUAAAAGCUUUACUUCAGGUUGCUCAGGAACAGCCCAGGAAUGCAAUAGAUACUUACAGAAUUCUGCUUGCCAUGAUUCAGGCGCAGAAGGAACUUAAGUCUUGGAGCACCAGUUCUGAGGGUAAAGCAGUAAAAGAUUUAGAAAUGGAAGCAUGGGUAGAUUUGUCAUUCAUUUAUACAAAACUGGAAUCAUGGAAUGAUUCGUAUGUUUGCUUGGAAAAAGCCAAAUCUGUCGAAAUUUUCUCUCCGAAGUGCUGGCAUGCAACAGGCAUGCUACUGGAAGCUCAGUCAUUGCAUGUAGACGCUUUGGUAGCUUUUUCAGUUGCACUCUCGAUUGAACCAGACUAUGUUCCAAGCAUGGUUUCUAUAGCAGCUGUUCUAAGGAUGUUUGGAGGGAAAUCACUGUCACUUGCAAGGAGCUUCUUAAUGAAUGCUCUCCGUCUAGAACCGACAAAUCAUAAUGCCUGGUUGAAUCUUGGUUACAUCUCAAAAGCAGAAGGUUCACUGCAUCAAGCAGCAGACUGUUUCCAAGCAGCUUACGAGCUCAGGCAAUCAUCUCCUGUGCAGAACUUUACUCAAACUCUUUCCAACUGUCACAUAUGACAUAUCCUCAAGUUGAAUGUUGAAAUUUACUGCUAAAGUGAAGCAGUAAACAGUGAACAGCUAUAGGCACUGACAUCACUUUGCAGCUGUUUCGCUCAUUUAGAAGUCUUAUGUACAUAGUGGUUAAGAUUAGAAGGAUACAUGUUCAGAUUCUCAAGCCUUAACACCUCAUAAAAUGAUCUGUGGCAGCUCUAGCUUUAGGAUAUCUCUCAGAGUUUUCUUUACUCGUCACUGUAUGAAUCUUGUAAGGUCAUGUUGAGUACACAGUGUAGAUGUGAAGAACAGAGCUUAUAUUUUAUAUCUGAUUUGAUUUUUUUUUUUUGUGAGAAAACAGCAAUGCUAUGUACAAAAAGAGAGCACAUCUUUCUUUGCAGACUAUGAUCGAAUCUUAGCUUCUCAAUAAAUUUGUGCUGGUCGAGGUCCUAUUCAGAGUGCUUCCAUGAAAUUAAGGUAACAUGAGUAAGAGGAUCAGCUGGCAUAAUAAUUUUUCUUC